Messenger RNA from Ricinus communis (castor bean), 583 nucleotides. RefSeq names its product cysteine proteinase inhibitor 5. The transcript has a single exon. The record is from RefSeq and is a predicted model, not a curated record. Gene Ontology annotation, molecular function: cysteine-type endopeptidase inhibitor activity. Bases 89 to 448 code for a protein of 119 amino acids. Lineage: Eukaryota; Viridiplantae; Streptophyta; Magnoliopsida; Malpighiales; Euphorbiaceae.
UCUUUCCAGACUCUUCCAUUCCCCGCAUUCACGAAAACGGUCACUAGUAAAAGAAAAAGAGAGAGGAAAAACUAUCCAACGGUUACAAAUGAAAAGACACUGUUUCCUUCUCGGCCUUGUCUUCCUCGUGGCGGCUGUCUCUGCCGCUGGUCCUGGCCUGGGAGGUGGUGGUGAUUUGGUAGGAGGAUGGGGUCCGAUCAAUAACUUGACAGACCCUCACGUGGUGGAGAUCGGAAAGUUUGCAGUCAGGGAAUACAAUAAGCGAUCAAAGACUAAUCUGGAGCUUAAGAGCAUUGUCAAAGGCGAAUCUCAGGUUGUUGCCGGUACGAAUUAUAAGCUUGUUUUGGCCGUAAGCGGUGGAGACAGCAAGAAAUAUGAGGCGGUUGUUUGGGAGAAGCCAUGGGAGAAGUUUAGGGAACUGACAUCGUUUAAGCCUGUUCGAGGUUAAAUUUUACUAAUUUGUGUGUUAGGGUUUGUGAGUUUAAAUUUCAUGUUCGAGAGAUGCUAAUGUGAUGUUUUGUAUGUUUUUCUCAUGUUUAAGGUAUAUUCUGAUAAAUAAAAACGGAAAAACCAGUUUAAAUUA